Messenger RNA from Loxodonta africana (African savanna elephant), 776 nucleotides. RefSeq names its product single-pass membrane protein with coiled-coil domains 2 (gene SMCO2). The record is from RefSeq and is a predicted model, not a curated record. The transcript is spliced from 4 exons. Lineage: Eukaryota; Metazoa; Chordata; Mammalia; Proboscidea; Elephantidae. The coding region runs from base 4 to 471 and encodes 155 amino acids.
GAUAUGUUGCAGCUGGAGCCUGAGCAGGACCAGAAUCUGCAGCGUGAGCAGGAUGAGCAAGAAACGGCUCGCAUUCGACAUGAGGAUCCUCAAAUGCCCACAUCUCUGCAGUUUUCAGAGGAGAACAUCUCCGUACUGAGUCAAGAGAACAUGGUCUUCAAGUUAAAUCACUGGAAUGCAAAGAUGGGUCUACAAGUGAAAGAACGUGGAAUUGAUCACAUAGACUGGAUGGAGAAAAUUAACAAUAUCAUACGAAAAAUAAGUGUAACAGAAAACACAAUGAAGAGCUUGUUAAGAGAGGUGUUGUCUCUCGAGAACCAAAUUGAAAAGCUGGAGUCCCACCAGGACCUCGACCCUGAUCAGGAAGCAAACACUGAGGUAAAUGCUUGUAAUGAAGCUCAAGAAUUAAAGGAGAAACUCAUUGAGAGAGUGGAGGUAAGAUUUUUAAUUAUAUACAUGUUCAAGCAAUAAUAAAAUGAUUUAUAUCUAAAUACAGGGACAAUUCUUUCCCUAGACAUUGAGGGUACUUGACAUACUGGUCUCUUUCCAGCCUUAUCACCCUCUUCUCCCCUUCCUGGCCCUCUGCUUUGGGCCAACAGAACAUCUCACAAUUCUGGUAUACGCCUGAACUCUCAUACCCUUGUGCUGCUUCCACUUUCAUUCCUUCAUCUGGUGCUUAUUUUCUAUGUCUACAUAGUACCCAUUCUUCAAGGCUCAACUCCAAUGUCAUCUCCUCCUCCAGACCUCCUCUAAUCUCCCCCAGAUUGGGAAAUGAC